Messenger RNA from Paramisgurnus dabryanus, 765 nucleotides. Lineage: Eukaryota; Metazoa; Chordata; Actinopteri; Cypriniformes; Cobitidae. The record is from RefSeq and is a predicted model, not a curated record.
AUGUCAGAUAAACUCAUUCAUGAAGUUCCUAGAAGUCGUCUGUCAUGUUCUACCUCACCAUCUCCUUAUCAGAGACAAUGUUCAAAUCAUCUUCCUCUCAGACUCAGUGGAGGGAAGGGUUUGUGUUCGGGGAGACUGGAGGUUUAUCAUAACUCUGUGUGGGGUUCAGUCUGUGAUGAUCUGUGGGACAUCAGAGAUGCUCAGGUGGUCUGCAGGCAGCUGGGUUGUGGAGCAGCAUUGAGUGCUGAUGGGAAUGAAGCGUUUGGUGCUGGUGAAGGUGUUGUGUGGAUGAACAGAGUCGAGUGCAGAGGGACUGAGAUUCACCUGUGGGACUGUCCUCAUGUCCUGAAAAGACACAAUGACUGCUCACACAAAGAACAAGUUAGACUCAUCUUUUUGCAGAAUAAAAGAGAAUAUGGGAGGCCAGUCAAUCCUCCAGUGGUUGUGAUUGUACUGGGAGUUUUGCUCUUACUGCUCUUAGUGCCGCUGCUGAUACUGAUUCAACACAAGAGAGUGAUAAGGAAAGCUCUCUCUAAGAGGAGACACAGGACUCAGACUGAGGCAGUUUAUGAAGAGAUUGAUCACAGACACACAAACACACACAAACACUUCACUCAGAGAGGGAGUCUCAUCUCUGAAGAACAGCAUUCUGGAUAUGAAGAUGAGCUUCUCUCAGAUGACACGCUUGUGAAGUAUGAGGUCAUCAUCAGUGAACAGAUCCUUCAAGAUCAUGACAGAAUUGCAUAUUUAUCACCCAUUAUCUAA